Porites lobata is the source of this 11150-nucleotide messenger RNA. The record is from the annotation of a GenBank genome assembly. NCBI's taxonomy places the organism in Eukaryota, Metazoa, Cnidaria, Anthozoa, Scleractinia, Poritidae.
GUUACAGUUGAUGAUGACGCUUUGAGGGACGAGCACAAGAAAUUUCCGGCAAAAUGUCCUCUCCAAAGAACGGCUCACCUGGAGAAGCUAGAAAACAGAAUGGCUCACGUAAAAGAAAACGGCCCAGCUCCCAGGAUUCAGAUAUAAAUGGAGCAACGAAACACAAAUCAAUACGCGUGGUAAGAAAUGUUCACGUACAAGCUUAUUACUAGCUCAGCUUACUCCACGUUGGAGCUAAACUUAACACUCAGUGUUUCAUCAUUUUGUUUCUCUUUCAAUUUAUUGUUGUCUGAUUUAGAUCUUGCAAUUCCAGUCAUCUUGAAUAAUACCAUUGCUCUGCACUACUGGUUAAUGCACAAACCACAUUACAUUUGCACCGCUCGCCGGUUCCCGCGGGGCACAAGACAACAAAAGACGCAUCGUUGAAAAGAAGCUCUAUUGUUUUGUUGCCUUUUGAACGCUUUAAAUACAGUUUCUACUUUGGCGUGAUGCCCCAUGUUUUCAUUCGGUUGUCCUCGAAAAUUAUUUCCGGCAAUUAAGGCUAGAAAACAAUAGCAAGAAUGUUUAAAAUAAUUUCAACUGAUUCAAAUUAAAUCUUAACUUGGAAUUAAUUUGUUUCCACUUUGCACAGUCACCGCGUGAGCCGGCACGGAUGUAUGAGCCAGAUUUGACCAUUUCUCCCUCAGAUGAACCCGUUGAAGAAUUUGAGCCGAUUUCUUUAGAGGAUGCCAAAAAUGGAAAAGGUAAAUACAUGUAUGCAAGAAAAAAAGUCUUGAGAAAGUACACAAUGCCAACUGUUUGGUUUUUAGCUUAUACCAACGAUUUUAAAAUUUAAUGCAAUAAAUUAAUGCAAUGAAAUACUGUAUGUCUGAACAUAAAGGGAAAACUUAAAUCCGAAUCCUAUUUUUUGUAGCAACAAGACCUAUUCGUGUCUAUGCAGAUGGUGUUUAUGAUGUAUACCAUUUUGGACAUGCAAGAUCUCUAAUGCAGGCUAAAAAUGCUUUUCCAACUGAAGUUUAUUUGAUGGUUGGAGGUAAGGAUAAAUUUUUAAUGAAUUUUCAGUUUGCUUAUACAUAUAAAUUGGUAGAUAUGACCUUCAUUUGCAGUUUGUCUUUUGUUAUAACAUGUUAGUAUGCUAACAGCAACCUAAAUUUUUACGGUUGACCUUGAAAGUUUGAAAAGUCAAGAUCAGCUGAUUUUUAUAAAUCCAUAAGUCUGAAGUCCAACUGCAUCUCUUACAUGCCAACACAGAUGAGAUUACUGAUUUUAAUUCCACUGUCAGACGAUUUAAUUUUUGAAGAGGGGCGGGGAGGGGGUUGGGCAAUUUCUUCUGGGUAAGAAUACAGUACUUUAUUUUCAGCAUUAGUUUUUACAGGAAUUUUUAUUUACAACAUAAACCUUUACAAAAGUAAAAAAAAAAUAUUGUGGUGCCCAAAUAAUUAUUAUUUUUACUUGAUUUAAUUCAAAAGUGAAUAAAUUAAAUGAUUGAGUUUAUAGGUGAAUUAAUAUUAUGGGCAUAUUAAUAAAAGUCUGACCUUCUGCUAUUCAACACAUUUCUGCUGUUAAUAAUAGCUUGAAUGACUGCUUAAUGAUGAAGCAGUGGAGAUGGCUCUGGCCCUAAAAUUUUUAAAAGUUUACUACCAUUUUUAUUUUCAUUAAUUUUUUAUUAUUCAUUCAUUCAAAAUAUUUGGCCAUUUCUGAUUGGCUAAAAUCCCGUAAUUUAUCAUAACCAGCUAUUGUGGACCAAAUUUGGAAGAAUUUUGCAAUAUGUGAAAAAUGACAUCAGUCGUGCAGCAAAUUGCCAGAUUAUUGAACCGUUAACCAAGAAGACCUGGGGACGAGGUUGAGUUGUUUGGUAGUGAGUUAAAAAAUGGCGAAACUUUUCACUCGUUUCACGAGGAAUAAACAGGUGAACUAUUUGUUAAAAACAUAACAAGAAGACAACUCGACAGACGACUUCUCCUGUUUGGAGAUUAUUUGUGGAGCUAAACAGCCCUUUAUCUGCUAAACUUGGCAGUUAACAUGCACUAUCAAAGAUGAACUUAACAUUGAUGGAGGUAAGCACGUUUUAGCUUGUUUUUAAACUAGGAAUUAUUUUGAAUGAAUAUUAAAACAAUUAUUAUUACUAGUAGUAAUUAUUAUUAGUAAUAGUGUUAUUAUUAUUAUAAUAUUAUUACUGUUAUUAUUAUGGGGUGCAAAAAGUCGGGUUGCUGAGUAUUAACCACUCAGAGUGCACAGGAAAACAAACUCUUUGCUGUAAAAUGUAACAGGCACUUAGAGAAUGUCACUGAGUCAGUGGCGUAAAAUGUUCUACCGAGUUCUAAUAGUUAAACAACCCCAGGGGCCCGACUCACAUAUUUUAAUGACGGGGGGUCCGAAGGAUUUUUUUUGGUCUGACAUUUUGGCCAAAAGGGAUUUUUUUGGGUCUAUGAAAGAGGCCGGGAGUUUUUUGGGUCGCGAAAACAACACAGGGAUUUUUUUGGGUAUUGUAUUUUUUAUCAGCUCAAAUCAACAAUAACAUAAGCGCAAUUUACUGCUUGUGUGGUAUUACGGGAUAUUUCUGAGAUUGUAAUCUAUGUGAAAAAUAAUUAAUUAAUUUGUUGAAGUUAGCAUGUUUUAGCUUCCCAGAAGAUAAAUAAUAAAAUUUGCUGAUGCAAAAACACUGAGGGAUUUUUUUGGGUAUAAAAUAUGAACCUCUGUCGGACCCCCCCGUCAUUAAAAUAUGUGAGUGGGGCCCCUGGGUAAACAACAGUUACCUUGAAAGUACUUGUUCUGUUGAGCAAGCACAAGAUUGUGUCUUUCUGCAUUCCGUUCAAGACAUGGUAUGGCAAGGUGUUGAAAUGUUUUGUUGUUCGUUUGUUUGGAUGUUUGCAGUUUCCAAUGAUGAGUUAACACACAAGUACAAAGGUAACACUGUCAUGACAGAGACUGAGCGUUAUGAGUCUCUUAGGCACUGCCGUUAUGUAGACGAGGUUAUUAGUGAUGCACCCUGGGUCGUAACUCCUGAUUUCAUUGAUCUUCACAAGGUAUGCUAUAAAAGUAGUGUACAAAAUAGAAGCUUAGAGAAAAUAAAAUGAGUUCAAUUAUUGAACUCAUUUUUUUAUAGCUAACACUCUACAUCUCAUGUGGCAUCUUAAUAAUAAUGAACUGUGCUUGUACGUUUUCUUGUAGAAAACUGACAGAGUGUUGUUAAAGCUUGGAAAAAAGUAUCUCAGGAUUGAUAGAAAUUAAUGUACUUCCGAUGAUUUUUGGAAGCACUGAAUUUUGAAAUUUUCCAGGAAAACAUUCCCCUGGACCCUCCUUUAAAAAUAACAAGACUUAGUGAUGGUCCGAUUUAUUUAGGCACAAGUAUGAUUACAGAUGGAAUUGGACAACACAAAGUUCUGUUACUAAUUAAUCAUAACCAUAACAAAAUUUGUGAUAUUUUAGGCUGGAAAUUCUAAGGGUUUUUUUGUUAGCAGUGAAAAAAGCCAUUUAAGUGCGCGUGUGCGAUGGCCUGUGCUAUGCAAUUACUUAGGCAUGAAGCGUACUGUCCUAUUACACUGUCCCAUUAGUACUGAAAUCAGGACAGUUGAUAGCCAAUCAGAUUUGAGAAUGUUGUUGUAAGUCAUGAUUACAACUUCUAUUAGGUGAAUGCAAAUUACUAUUAAAACAACAGUUUACAAUAGUUUACAUUGUGGCCCAAAUAAGCUCACACGCUUGGUGCUUGUUGAGCGCGCACUAAGUGCACUAGCUUAGAUUUUUUAGGGAAGCAUGUCCCUGGACCCUUCCCAUAAUAUUAGUCAUCAACUUUGUUGGGCGAAACAAAUUAUUGUUUCAACAGAAGUUUAUGAUUUUUUAUCAUAGUUAACAUUAUGGCCUUAUAAGCUCACACAUUUAGCAGUUGUUGAGCUUGGGCCACACAUGCUGUAAAUGACCUAAUAAGUGCCAGGGGCGUCUAUUUACUUUUUGAAGUCCAAGUGGGGGCAUUAAAUAGAUAGGAGGUGCGAAAAAGAGAGAGGAGUACAUUCUCAUAAUUGUGACAAGCUCAACAAAACUGAAGAUAUAAAGAAAGUUUAAAAAAAGUGGAAUAUUCUCUUUAUCAAUAAUUGAUGUCUAGGCCUAGAGAUCCAUAGAGCUUUCUCAAAUCUUAACAUCAUUGUCAGAAUCCUCGCUCAGGGUUUAUAAUUGUGUUGCCAUCGUUAGACUAUCCUUACUAUGAACUUGACAUUGAACGAGGUGAAAUAUGCAAACCUUGGUUAGUCAAGCAAGAAACAACAAUCUUUAUUAAUUUUGUACUCACUCCCCUGCUCAAAAAAAAAUAUAUUAAAAAGACAAUGGAAAUAAAAUUAGAGUACUGGCUACCUGGAAUAACCGUAGGGCUAGUAGCGGCACCAGGCAGCCAGUUGACAUCAGCACGAAAUAGAAAUAAAUUUAAAAACUGAUUGAAUCAGAUGAUUUUGCUAAUUCCUGGUGUUUUGGAGUAAUUCUCAUUGGGGGUAUUUAUUAGACAGGGGCAUCUCACACAAUUUUUAUUAGCAUAGAGGGGGUGUUUACUAAAUAGAGGCAUUUAUUAUUGGAAGUGGGCGUUUAUAAGGUCAUUUACAAUAUGCCAGCCCCUCCAAUCCAUAGAAAGCUCUGCGGUCCCUAUGUUGCCAAGAUUUAUCAGUUUGGUUUUAUUUCUUUUAGAUUGAUUUUGUCGCUCAUGACGACCUACCUUACAACAGUGCAGGAUCGGAAGACAUUUACAAAGAGGUGAAAGCUAUGGGUAAAUUUGUAGCCACACAAAGAACGGAAGGAAUUUCCACUUCAGACCUCAUUGCAAGAGUGGUUAGAGAUUAUGAUAUGUAUAUCAGGAGAAACUUGGCCAGAGGCUAUACAGCUAAAGAGCUGAAUGUCAGUUUUAUUAAGGUGAGUAUCCUUUCUUAACUCUAGCAGUGGUUCCAUUAGGAGAUACAGCAAGGCAUAUUUCUUCUGUGUUUGAGGUUACUGCAAAUUGACUUUACUCAUUAAAUUGUUGGGCGUAAAAUUUGUGUGUGUAUUCUGCCCAUAGGCAGGUCCUUCCCUAUAGUUCCCCAUCUAAGGCACGCCUCUUGAAUGCUGCACAAGGGUCGCCAUCCUUCACUCUAUCCGUUCACUUUAUUUAUUAUCUUAGUACUUUAGUAUUUAUGUGUAAAUUCGAGUAAAUUCACGCCUGAGAGCUUUAUAGAUAGAAACUUUUUUAACUUGAUAUUCCAAGGAUUUAGUAUCAUUGUAUGGUCCUUAGUAUUUAGUAUUUAAAAGGAUUUUAGUGUUAGUAAUAGUUGUGUUUAAAUUUCAUAGGGCCGUAAGGGAGACUACAGUGUGACUGUAAUUAGGCACCCUAUAAAUGAAAUAAAGUGUCAUUCAUUCAUUCAUUCAUUCAUUCCCACUGGAGGUCCUCCAGGUAGCCUCUUUUCUAUUACUCUUCCUUCAAUAACUAAUUGGACAAGAUCACCAUGCUGUAUUUUGAUAACAGAUAUGAUGGCCCUCUCCUCACCAACACACCUCAAUACAUCUUCAUUACAGACUUUGUCAGACCAAGAAAUGUUGAAGACCUUCCUCCAAAGCCACAUCUUACAGGUCUUCAGUCUUUGCACGUCUUCUUUCGUCAGGUCCACAGCUUGGCACCAUAUGAGUUACUACAAGGAAAAUUAAGCAAUUUGUGUUUCCACAAAUUAAAACCAUAUUAACUUAUAACCUGACACAGGAUCAAUGUGGCCAAGUUUUAGAAGUCAAUGUAAAUAAAACAAUUUGGCAGGUUAAAAAAUUAGUGGGAAAGAGUUUACGAACCAGGAAUUUAUUAUCUACUGAUUUAGGUUUGGUUGUCUUUGCUAAUGUACAGGCACAUUAAUAAAGCUCAUAACCUCUGUUUAUCUCAUUAUUUUAUAGGAAAAAGAAGUUCAAGUGCGGCAAAAAAUGGAUGAAAUUAAAGGUCGACUGACAGACAAAUCCCAGGAAAUCCUCACUAAAUGGGAAGAAAAGUCACGUGACUUUAUAGGCAGCUUUAUUGAUAUGUUUGGCAGGGAAGGUCGAUUGGUAAGCUUAAUGAGAUCAUUUUCUACCUCAAACCUUUUUCAAGAUGAAAACAAUAACAAAACUGGUAAAGAUUAAGAUGGUAUAUUGAUAAUAAUCAUUAGUGGGUCUACCCUGCAACCAGAUUUGACAUUGUCGCAGUGUAAACUGCUGUGCAAAUAGAAGCUUGCCAGUUCACACUGUAGACUGUGAGCUUCUACUUGAAGUGGGUUUUUUAUUGAUUAGAAAUGCAUCAUGCAUUCUGAUGUACUAGUCAGUGCAAAUCAAAGAAUCAUGACUAACAUAUUAAUUUGCACUGCUUGAUGAUAGUUUUGAACUAUGAAAAUUCACAUGCAAAAGCAUUUUAAGGUAACACUGUACACAAAGAAAUGACGUAAAUAUUAAUUUUUACUAUUGCUUUAAUUAAGUUUAAUUAUUAGACUUUUAUCUUUUUUACACAAAGUAGUAUAUGUUCUAACUUUUAAGUAAAUGAAAUCCUUUCAUGUAAUAAAGGUAAAUUGAUUAGUCAUGCGGAAGCAAUAAGUGGCUUUUGAUUUUAAAAUAACUUAACUAAAGCAUAGCCCUGUUAACUGAGUGUAACUUUGAUAAGGUUUAAAGUUUAGAAUGAUUUUAACCUAAACCUCCCACAUAUUGUACAGUCCUGCUUAAACCUUCUUUUGAUUAAUAAAUGAUAAUUUUAAAAUUUCCUUGUCGCUUGGAGUGAAUUAAAUUUUGCAAUAAAAAGUUAAGACUUACCCUAAACCGCCAUCAUAUAUUAUUGCACUAAAUGCAUUUAAGUAUUAAAUACCUGAUACUUAUUCAAUUUUCAAAGUUACUUAAAGUAACAAAGAAAAGAAAUUUUUUAUCAAUAUUCAGAAAAAGACUAAAAAUGGAUGUCGCUUUGUUUAACCUUGAAACUUUAAAUGUGAUAUUACAAAAUAAAGAACUUUCUUAAAUGGAUAGUUUUACCUUCAUAUGAACUUUAAGUUUCAUUUUUUUUAACACCUAACACAUGCUAAAAUAUGUUCAUAUAACAAAUCACUUCAACAUAUGAUCACUGACGUAUACAAUAAUCUAUCCUUUACUGUGCAAUAAAAAAUAUAGUUUAAAUAAACCUUCAGAAUAAUUUUUAUUGAGAUCAAAAUGUAAACAUAACUUCAGUCUACUCUUCAUGUGAGUCAUUGAUGCUUUACUGCGCAGAGAUGUGCUUUCAACAACCAAGUCUUUACCUCUCAGAUUGAAAGGUACUUUUUACUUUUAUAAUAUUAAUACUAUAAAAUUAUUAUUAUUUCGUUUAAUUUCUGUUUUAAUAACCCAAGUUUUUUUUGGUCUUUGUAACCUCAAAUAAGGAAUAAAUAUAAGCAAGUCAUAAGUCAAAAAAGCCUAAAUUGUGAUUAUAUAAUAUAACCUGUCAGUAACAUACAACCAGAUUGAUUAACUUUGUGACAAACAGGAAUAAAUUUCUUUUCUUAAGCAAUUAACACUAACAUAAUAUUAACAAGAUUAUGCUAGUAAAGAAACAGUAAUAUUUUUCAACAUGUUGAUAAGAAAGUUAGUCAAUACAAGAUGUCGGUUAGGUUUUGGCAAAAGGUUAGUGGAGCGUUGUAAUGUGGAAUAAGGAGAAUGAAAUUUUGCAAUAAUUUUGUUGUAUCCUGAAACAACCAACUCUGUUUGGUUAUCAUCAAUCAAGAUGCACUGGACAUUACCAAUCUUAGCAUUAUGAAAGUCAAGGAGCAUAUACAUCGCUUUUGCCUGAGUCAGUGUGGUUUUGAAUCCCAUUAUGGGACUCUAGGAAUGCUAUUACAGUGAAACCUUGAUAUAACAAAGGACCAAGGGACUGGUAAAUUAUUUUCACUCUAAGGAGUUUUUGUUAUAUCAAGGUCCUUUUCCAUAUAUUUUACUGUUACUGGGGUAAAGAAAAUUGUUUCUUAUACCAAGGACUUUGCUAUAAUAAUAUUAUAAUUAUUAUAUAUUGUAAUAAUUAUAACAGUUAUUAUAAUUAUAUUAUUAUAGUAAUUAUAAUAAUUAACCUUGCUAAAACGAACCUCUUUAAUUAUUACAGACGUUCAUUUUAACAAGGUUCCACAGCACAAAGUUGUGAAGGAAACUGGGUCCCAAUAUUUAUCCCCCGAAACAGUCCCAUAGCCCCAUUGGACACAAUCUAAAACCAUUCUUAUGUGCAACCUAAAAAUAGUCCCUAUAUGAGUGAAUGGUCUUGCUGUGCAUGUGUCUAUCAAUAUCUCAGUGGUUGGGGAACCUGUGGCACCCACCUGGUGUGUAGAGAGAUCAUAGGUGAAAAUCUUGUCUAAGACUAAAAUUGUUUCUCUGUGUGACACACUCUUGGCUUGAAAAUACUAUUUAAAUCUUUUAAGAAAAUGAAUUAUUUAUUAUUUUAUAUUACAGAACCAGCUCAUUGGGAAAGGAAAAGAUAGAAUAUUUGAUGCGGGGGCACGCAUUAAGAGAGCGCUAUCUCCAGGACGACACGCAGAUCUUGAUGACUAUGAUCCGUAUGGUUCUCCAACGAGAUCACCCAAGGUUCCUCGGCUUUCCUUUGACCCUGAAAUCAGUGAUGAUGAAGAAGAUGAACAAGGCAAGGAGAUUAGAGAGGCCGUUAGUUCUACUUUCUAAGAUAUUUUUUUAUCUAUUGUUGGAAUUGAUUGUAUUGCUCUAUCUGAAAUCACAGAGCGAUUGUUAAACGAAGUUGCACGGGAGGGUAAUUCAUGGGUAUGGCCUCAACAGAAGGUGUCCAGCAAAGAAAUUAAUGAAGUUAGAGAGUUUGAUGCAAUGAGUAUGUUGACACUAUACCGGAAAGGGUUUUGUUCCAACAGUGUUCUCCUUAUCUGGCGGUAACCAGUAAAAUUUACAGCGUGAAGCAACACUUCUUACAGCCUGCAACGGCUUAAACGUUUACUAAAAUUAAAUAAGUAGUUUUAAAAAAUACGCAAGUUGUGAUCCGAUCUGAUCAAAGAAAUGAAUGAGUAUAUGGAAAAGCACUUAAGUAUACACAGCUUUUCUUCUUAUCGGCCAUGCAUUUUAGAAAGAGAACAUUGAAGACAGAGUAAAAUUAUUGGGAUCAAACGUUUUAAAUUGUUGUAACAAAGGCCGUUUGUGUAAAAGAGGUCUUAAAAUGAGGGAAUGACGUUUCAAAGAACUUAGCUCCUCCUAGGGGGGUGGGGCUGUGUCCUCACUCCACUACCCCCUCCCCUCCCCUCCAGGAAGGUGCACCUCAGGGGCACAUUUUUUGCCUUACCAGUCAAGAAUGACCCCUUACCUGCUGAGCUAAAAUUUAGGGAGAUCACGUGUUCGAAACGUGAUCGGCUACAUCCAAGAUCGAAAAAUGUCACGCGCGAAAUGUAACACAAAACUCCGUGACAAACACUGUCCUACACCAAAAGCUAUCCGGUAGUAUAGUGUGAACACCUAUCCAAUAUGUGACUCUCCACUUGAGAGAUUGGCGCACGCAGCUUCACUCCGUAAUAGAAAUCAUGCCAAAAUCACUGUUCUUCUGUAUGGACCGAAGCCUUAUGCGGUAUGGUUUUCAAGCCAGCAAAAAAGCUAUCCAUUAUGGUGUAAAGAUAGCCUAAGGCUUCCAUAGGGUUUCUUUACUAGGAAUGAUUUUAAAUCAAAUUUAAUAAAGAACUGGGCCCAGUUGUUCGAAGGCCGAUUAGCGCCUAACCCGGGGUUAAAUUUAACCCGGGUUUCUUUUUCUUGUGUUCAAAAGCAUUUUCUCGGAUAAUUUUCUGUGCUAUUUUUAGAGCUUCCAAUCAUCAACUUGUAGACAACAAGAACUAAAACUGAAAUGCCUUUUAAGCUUUCAAAUCUGAAUUCAAAUCUCGCACUAACCCUGGGUUAUCUUAACCCAGCUUUGAACAACUCGGCCCAGGCCUAGAAAAAAAAACAUAAAGAAAGUACAUCUCUAGCCUCCCACGCAGACGUACUUAGGGGUUCGUCACGCGUUCCUGCCCCUAAGAACGUCUGCGUGGGAGGCUAGGACUUCUCUGACCUUCAUCCCAAGCGUGAUCAACAUCUAUUUUCUCAUCACAAUGUCAAUACAUAAAAAAGGGGAAAGGUUAGAAGAAUGUAUAAAAUGAUAAACAAAAGGGAAAUUUCUUGAUUUUCUAGCAAAUUCUCUUGGCUGUUUUUUCAAAGAAUGUAAUUAUGUAGAUUAGACCGGAGAAUUUGGAUAUAAUUGGAGCUGAAAGGGUAAGUGGUGUACGGCAGUCUGUUUUUUGGGGAGUUAAUUGUAAAGUGUAAAAUUAUUUUGACAUAAGAUGAUGAUAACAGUCACUAUUCUUGUGUUGAGGAACUCGCUAAAUUCCGACCAAAGGCAUUGAUUAAGGUAGAUCAAGUGGAGCAUUGUUAGAAAUUGGCUGUUUAUUGCUGCUCAGGUUGGCAUGCAGUUAAAUAGGCUAGUGUCCACUCUUCAGAUUAAAACUGUCUCUUUCGUACAACCACUAGAUUUGAAUUUGUUUUUUUUCCUUUUUCUUGAUUUACAGUUUCAUUGGUUAUCUCAUUUAGGCUUACGUAACAAACGCCACAAUUUGCACAACAGAGAAAACUGACGAGUUUUGGAAGUUUUAGUGAAAUAGUGCUUUUCUGCAAAUGAAUUAUUUAAACCCGUUACAAGUUGUGAAAUUUGGAAAUUUUGUGAAAUUUUUAAAGUUGAGUAUAAGUUGGGCUAGAUUCUGUACUCCUUAAAAGUGAAAGUCAUGCCUCACUUGUUCAAAACGUGGAUAACGCUAUCACUGGAUAAAACUGUGUUCAGUGCAUAGCACUAUUGGUUCAUAUAUACUCAUCCGCUGGAUAGAUAUUUUUCUGGACCCAGUUGUUCCAAAAGUGAACCGUGAACCAACCCGUUUGUGGAGAGGUUAGUCAAUGUAAUGAGUGUAUUCGCGAAAGAUCAGUUUUCACAGAUGGGGCCGUCAAAAGAAAAAUAUGUUAAAUUUCGUUCAUUUUUUUUCCAUUUGAAAAAUGUAUUCAUGAUUGUACAGAACCAUGCAACGUAGGUGAAAAAACGUAUUUAUUUUGAAGGAAAAUGAAAUACAUUACAAAUUAUUUGCUAUCAUUAACUUGCAUACAGUCUCAAAUAACUAAAUACAUUAAAUAUAAUUUUAUAGUGAGAAAACUUCAGAUGAACC